UAUUCACUUUCUCUUCCUUGACAGAUGAUCUGCUAUCAAUGUUUUUUUAAUUGUAAAUAAAAACAAAAAUAUAGUCGUUUCAUCAAUUCUAUUUUUUAUAAUUGCGUCUGCAAUUAUUCGUUUAUGCAACUUUGUAUGUGUGUCAAUUUCAUAAUUAAAAUAGUCAAUUAUUAGUGUCGUGUGAUCAGUGCGUAACAAAAUUUUUACGUCGAUUAAUAUUUGCGCAGAAAUGGGCGAUGAAAUGGACCCGUGCGAAUGCCUGUGGAAUCAUGAGCUGGCGAUGCGACGGCUCAUCUCGUUGCUACGUCAAGGUCAAUCAUACUGUACAGACAAUGAAUGCCUGGAGCAAUUGCCUGGGUUUCCACAGCCAGAGUCGGCAGGGAACAGCUUCCUUGUCAUGUUCUUGAUGAUGGCACUCGCUGUAGCCAUGUACAUGAUGCGCCCACGUCGUAACCAGAUACAGGACGCUGCUAAACCGAUGCCUAAUUCUCAGGAUCGCGACGGAGCUCCACCAACACCACCAAGAAUUUAAUAAAAAGUGAUAACAUUCUUCAAAGUUCAACAAUGGACAACAAAAAUCCGUAUGUAUAAUAAACAGAACUACAUUAUGGAUAUAAACAAUAAUUACUAUCAUAUUAAUGUAUAGAAUAAGAUAUAUAUAGUUAUAAAACAUAUAUUAGUAAUAAUAGUUGAAUAUUAAAUCAGUUUAAAUCAUUCCA
Molecule: messenger RNA, 719 nt
Organism: Melitaea cinxia (Glanville fritillary)
Lineage: Eukaryota; Metazoa; Arthropoda; Insecta; Lepidoptera; Nymphalidae
Product: small integral membrane protein 14
Exons: 3
Coding region: 230-532 (100 amino acids)
Cellular component (GO): endoplasmic reticulum
Source: RefSeq, a predicted model, not a curated record